UGUAUCCUCAGCAAAGUUUGAACAUUCUGUCUUGACGUUGCAAUUCCUUCCUUAUUUCACCUUUAGGAAUGUGUUUCAUUCUAACCAGGACUUAUUGCUUGAUAUACACACCCAGUUUUAUGAAAUAAAUUUAAGCUUAAAACUUAUUACUAUGGAUGUUGCUCAGACAGACAAACCUGUUGAGACUAAAAUUUCUGAUAAAGUCCAUUUUGAAGAGUUAACAGGUCUGCUUGAGAAAAUAAAGAAAGCUCAAGGAAUUGAGAAAAAGAAGCAGAAUUUGAGGCUAUUUCUUGAUCAAUGGCGACAAAAACAUAAGGAACUGCAUAAAGGCAAGAAAACUACUGAUUCAUUUUACCCAGUGAUGCGGCUUUUACUUCCUCACCUGGAAAAUGAACGUGUUGCUUAUGGAAUCAAAGAACAUACAUUUGCAAAACUUUUAAUUAAAGUAUUAUGUCUUGGGAAAAACAGUCCAGAUGCUUCUAAACUUCUAAAUUUUAAUACUAAAAGAGAAGCUAACAAUGAUUUUGCCAGUGUAGCCUACUAUGUGCUGAAGAACCGUUGUCCCAAAAAUGGUAACCUGAGUAUCUCAGAUGUGAACAAAUGUUUGGAUGAUAUCGCAGUCUCCAAUACUAGCAAGAAACAUGAUGUUGUACAUGAAACAAUGCUUCACCUUUUGCGCAACAUGACUGCCAUUGAACAGAAGUGGUUGAUCCGCAUGGUAAUGAAGGAACUAAAAGUUGGUUUGAGUCAAAAUUCCAUAUUUGGUGUAUAUCACCCUGAUGCUGAAGAGAUGUUUAAUGUGAACAAUAAUCUUGAAAAGGUCUGUUUACAACUAUCAGAUCCUAACAUCAGAUCUCAUGAGAUUGCCAUUUCAUUAUUUACUCCAUUUUCACCAAUGUUAGGAGAAACUGCUCACCCAAACAAGAUUUCUGAAGUAUUGUCUGGGAAGCCCUAUUUGAUUGAGACUAAAUUUGAUGGUGAAAGGAUACAGCUUCACAAACAAAAUGAUGACUAUAGUUACUUCUCUCGAAAUGGACAUAAUUAUUCAAAAACAUUUGGAGCAUCUGCCUUUCAAGGCACCAUUACACAAUACAUUCAUGAGAGCUUUCUUCCUGGUAUCCAUUCCUGUAUCUUAGAUGGAGAAAUGCUUGGAUACAACUCAGACACUGGCGAGUUUGGAACCAAAGCCAAUCAUUAUGAUAUCAAAUCAGCUGACAGCGGUGAUUACAACCCGUGUUUCAUAGUCUUUGAUAUUCUAUUGCAUAACGAUAAAGUCUUGACAAAUUUACCAAUCACAGAGCGCCUACCAUACAUACGAGAGACCAUUGCACCCAUCAGUGGUAGAAUACAGAUUAGUCACUAUAAAAAAGGUGUAUCCAAGGCUGACUGCAUUGAAGCCUUGAACAAGGCAAUCGAUGACCGAGAAGAAGGAAUAAUGAUAAAGGACUGUGAAUCAGUGUAUCGGCCCAAAGCCCGACGAGAGGGAUGGUUCAAGGUAAAACCAGAAUAUGUUGAUGGUUUGAUGGAUCAACUUGACUUACUGAUUAUUGGUGGCUACAGAGGCACAGGACAUCGGUCCGGACUAAUGUCUCACUUCCUCCUUGCUCUUGCAAAGUCACCUAAAGAUGGUGAAAAACCAAAUAUAUUUCAUUCUUUCUGUAAGGUUGGGUCAGGAUAUACAAAAAAUGAAUUAACUGAACUCAAUGAAAAAUUAUACAAACACUGGAAAAAGAGUGAUGAAAACCCACCCAAGUCAAUUGUUUUGGCACCUGGAUUCAAAGAGAAACCAUCUGUUUGGAUUGAACCUUCUAAAUCAUGUAUUGUACAGGUAAAGGCAGCAGAAAUUGUAUCAAGUGACAAGUUUCAAACUGGUUGCACCCUCCGUUUCCCUCGAGUAGAGAAGAUUCGUGAUGAUAAAUCUUGGUUUGAAUGUAUGACAACUAGGGACUUGGAAGACCUGAAACAGAAAUCAGGAGGUAAACUGUCCAACAAAUUAGAUGAAAAUGUGGAUGAUACAACACCUGUCAAAAAGAAGAGAACAGUGGCGCCCAAAGUAGAGAAAAAAGGAGUGAUGGAGAGAUUCAAACCUUCUGAUACCUCUCAUGUGAAAAUGGUACACAAUAUCUUUGAUCAAAAGGACAUCUGUGUAGCGAAUGGUCCAAAGCUUUGGGACAAGGCUAAACUAGAGAAACAUGUAGUGCAGUAUGGAGGACAAAUUGUACAGAACCCAGAUUCCCAGACAUACUGUGUGUUGGCUGACAAGAAGACUUACCAAGUGAACCAUUAUAUCAAAAGUAAUAUUUACAACAUCAUUAAUGUCAGCUGGUUUUUAGAUUGCAUUGAAAAUAAAAAGCUGCUUCCUUGGACUCCCAAAAAUAUCAUCCAUGCAACAAAGGCCACAAUUGCUAAGAUAAGAGAAGACUUUGAUGAGUAUGGAGACAAUUAUACUUAUCACUCAACAUAUCAGGACUUGAAAGAUGUCUUUUCUACAAUGCAAUUGGUAAGAGACUAUUUCUUUGGUUGUUUGAACUAAUCAUAUAUUCAGCUACUCCACCUCAACUAUGCUUUACCCCAGUUAUAUGGAGUUAACCCUUUAGCAUUGGCUAGAGAAUACAUUUCUUGCAUAACAUGCUCAACUUAGAAAAUAUUCCCAACAGAUUUGGUAUCUAUUUCCAAUAGCUAAAUGAACUUUUGAGUCAGAAAGAAUUUCAGUUUAUUGCAAAAGUAUACACUAAAACAUGUAUAGAUUUGAACUUAAGAUCUAUAACUUGAAAUAUCCAGUAGGAUAUACAUUCAGCACUUCAAUAUGAGCAUUAGUUUUGAAAGAUCAGCUUAAGUUAUAGUUGUAAUGGUCUUUGAAGUGGUUGUCAUUAGCAAAUCAGUGUUAAAAAACCAUUCCUGCAUUUUAUUUUCCUUGACAGUUCACUGUAUUCUUGAAGCUAUUUAUAUUAUUGGUUUCAAUAUUAAAUGGUGGUUGUUUACAGCCUUAUUAAUGUUGUGCUAUGUCACCUUUUGCUGGCUUAACUGUGUAUAGAUAUCUAAACUAUCUUAAGAGCAGUUACAAGCUUACCAUUCCAUGGGAAUGUUAGUUUGCAGUGCCAAUGCAAAUCUUUCUGCAUUUUCAAAUGGGUUGAAACUCAAACUAGACUAUUAUUAAAGUUGUACUGGGCUCCUACCUAGACAGAGGAUUGAACAUUUCUUACCAUUACUAGUUCCACUCAGUUAAGAAGAGAGAGAGCAACUGAUAAAGUAUAAGACUAACAGAAGACUUUAUAUAAUUGACGGCUUCUUUUUCUGAUUAGAUGUAUUCUAUUCACAUAUCCAGUCUGGAGUAUAACUUUCAGAGAAACUUCCACAGAAAUUGUUCAUUGACUCUUGUAAUGUGAACUUAUUUAACUGAUGCACUUGUUAUGCUCUACAUCUCAUUUUAACCCUUUAGCAUUCAGAUUACUCUGUUAGGUAACUUAUUUAUUCACAUUAUUUUCAAUUAAUCAUGCAUUACAUCAUAACUUCAGGAUUUUGAUGACGUGAUUUUUUUUGACAUUGUAGGUAGGUGUGAGAGACCAGAUAUGGCCAGUUUAAAUGCUAAAGGGUUAAACAUGAAAUGUUAUAAACCAAAUAUAUAUUUGUACUGUUGUAUAACUGCAUAUUGUGGCUUCUGCACAUAUCUACUAGUAAAGUACAAAUUUUUUUUU
Messenger RNA from Octopus sinensis (East Asian common octopus), 3695 nucleotides. RefSeq names its product DNA ligase 4. Gene Ontology annotation, biological process: DNA biosynthetic process; double-strand break repair via nonhomologous end joining; nucleotide-excision repair, DNA gap filling. Gene Ontology annotation, cellular component: DNA ligase IV complex; DNA-dependent protein kinase-DNA ligase 4 complex. The coding region runs from base 152 to 2533 and encodes 793 amino acids. Lineage: Eukaryota; Metazoa; Mollusca; Cephalopoda; Octopoda; Octopodidae. The record is from RefSeq and is a predicted model, not a curated record. The transcript has 17 exons. Gene Ontology annotation, molecular function: DNA ligase (ATP) activity; DNA binding; ATP binding.